This is a messenger RNA of Macrosteles quadrilineatus (aster leafhopper), 1987 nucleotides long. Its product is annotated as facilitated trehalose transporter Tret1-2 homolog. Bases 1 to 1722 code for a protein of 573 amino acids. The transcript is spliced from 11 exons. Gene Ontology annotation, biological process: transmembrane transport. The record is from RefSeq and is a predicted model, not a curated record. Gene Ontology annotation, cellular component: membrane. Lineage: Eukaryota; Metazoa; Arthropoda; Insecta; Hemiptera; Cicadellidae. Gene Ontology annotation, molecular function: transmembrane transporter activity.
AUGCAUAACUGUGUAACGGAUAACUGUGUAACGGACAACUGUGUAACGGAUAACUGUGUAACGGACAACUGUGUAACGGACAACUGUGUAACGGAUAACUGUGUAACGGACGACUGUGUAACGGACAACUGUGUAACGGACAACUGUGUAACGGAUAACUGUGUAACGGAUAACUUCGUAAGGGAUAACUGUGUAACGGACAACUGUGUAACGGAAAACUGUGUAACGGAUAACAAACUUUGCGUUAUGAAAGGACAAACGUGUUUUAUAGUGAGUAGAUAUUACAGAACGUGGCUGAAAAGAAGACUUAGAGAGUGGAGCAGUGGAUUUGCGGCGGCGCUGUCAGUGAUGGUGGCAGGCUCGGCCUUCGCCUGGGUAACUCAGAUCCUUGUGACUUUAACUAGCCCUGAGAGUGAGGUGCCGAUGACCAGGAACCAAAGCUCAUGGAUGGUUGCCAUGAUAGAAGUUGGAAACCUUUUAACUCCCUUGCCUACUGGCUUCUUAGUGGAUAUCUGGGGAAGAUGGCGUUGCCUGAUGUUGACAGCUCCUCUCUACAUUCUCAGCUGGGUCUUGGUAAUUUUCACCAGGAAUGUUCACACCCUGUACAUCAGCAGAUUUAUACAGGGUAUAGGGAUGGGAGUGGUGUACGUGGUAUCGCCUCUCUAUCUGGGAGAAAUAGCAGAACCCCGUCAUAGAGGAACGUUGAGUACCAUGUUUGAGGUGAUGUGGUACCUAGGUUCGCUUCUGCAGUACUGUCUGGCCCCCAUAGUCAGUUACCACACGUUAGCCGUCAUCUCCUUGUCCGUCCCCGUGGUAUACUUCCUGGCCAUCUUGGGAAUACCGGAGACUCCAUACUUCUUGUUGCUAUCUGGAGACGAAGUCAAGGCUGCAGAAGUGUUGCUGUGGCUUAGGGGAGGGGAGACGUCCCGUCGAGAGGUGGAGGCAGAACUGAAGGCAAUGAAGGCUUCAGUAGAUGAGGAUCUCGCUCAAAAGACAUCCAGCUCUUGGUUCGACCUUGUGGCUACCUCAACCAACCGAAGAUGCCUUCUUGUAGUUCAGAUUGUUGCUCUGCUAGAAGUCCUCAUGGGGAUCCCUGCUAUACUGUCCUACGUCACAGAAUCUCUGAUUACUACAGAAGAUGACUCAUUUCUUAAGCCAGACCAAUACACGGUGGUCCUCGGUGUCGCCAUCCUAGUAUCCUCCCUGAUCUCUGCCGCCACCGUAGAUCAUCUUGGUCGUCGUCCCAUCAUCCUCUCCUCUUGCCUAGGGGCCUCUGUGUGUCUGUUCAUCUCCGGAGGCUACUUCUAUCUCCACGAACGUCACAUUGUCGACGUCGCUGGAUACCAGUGGGCCGUCCUUCUCGCCAUCAGUUGCUACGGAGUCAUCCUCAGCAGUGGGGUUGGGGCUCUCUCAACCACGAUUAAGAGUGAACUGUUUCCAACCCACAACCGAGGUUUGGCCAACGGAGUCAUUACAAUGACCAACAACGUGGUAUGCUUCUUCAGUCUUAAACUUUACCAGGAUGUCCAAGACAGCGUGGGCGUCUUCCUAAACUUCUGGAUCUACGCCGGCUUCGGCCUCCUAGGAGCUGUGUUCCUCUACCACUACCUUCCAGAGACCAAGGGACAGACCUUUGCGGAGAUCCAACACACCAUGGACCUAGUCAUGCUGAGAGAGGCGGCGGCAGCGAAGACUGAUAAACCAAGUAAUCUGGUUGUCUGACGAAGACUGGUCUGGGAGAGGACUAAGGAAGUAGCCAAAGCUGGAGUGGAUGUUGAAUUUACUGAUAAGAGAGUACAAAGUUCCUAGAAUAGAGGAAUAACUGCGUCCCUCCAAAGAAGAGUGGAAAUAUUGAAAGGUCAAAUUUAGCAGUUCUUAUUAGGAUGUUUAUAUUUGGAGUUGACAGGACACCUUGGAUUUGUAGUUUAAGUUAAACUUUUAUUACUCAAAUAGUAUUGGAAUAAUGUUUCAUCAAUCAUUAGAGUAA